AUGGUUGCACAUAAACUAAGAGAAGACCAUGAAGCUAAACGGACCCAGCUAGAUAGCAGAUACGAAUACAUUUUUGAAACUGUGGCUACCUGCCUAUCUCUGGAAAGGUUUGAUGUUGAAGAUGCCAUGCUGGAAGGGACUCAACUGGAACAAAUUGAUAAGUUUUUUAUUGCUGAUGGUAGACAAAGCCUUUUGUUCUUCUAUCAGGAAGUGGACCUUCCAGAAACAGUUGUUCUCGGGGCAAGCGGACCCAUGCCAGGAUCUUCAAGCUCUGGUAAAGUGUUAAAGCUGUUUCUUACUGAUGGCGAGCAAGCUGCUUUGACUGGAAUUUGUAUUGCCUUUCUACGAGGCAGUGCCAACAGAGCUAUCACAUGUGAAAACAUAUACAGGGAAGUAAGUUUCAGUGUCUUGGAUGCUGGAAGAAUUGGAUUGUUGAAAUCUGUUGAACAACUGUUGGGUGAUGCAUUUUUACCAGUGCUGAAGAAUAUGAAUCAAGGAUGGGGACAGUUGAACAAGCCUGAAUCUAUGACAAUUAGACAAGAAUUUCUGAAUUCACUGGAUGGGUUUGUCAACACACUCUCUGCAGCACAGCAGAAUCUGGCUAAAGAGGUUCGAUUAGAACAAUGUGUUUUGGAAGAGCUGAGGAACCUGAAAGGGCCAACUGAUGUUGGUACAAUUUCUCCAGAAAUGUUGAAACAAGCUGAAGAAUGCCUGAAAAUUUGGAUGAAGCAAAUUGAGCAGGUACUUACUGAAAGUGAACAGGUGCGGAAGGAGGCUGAUGACAUUGGACCACGAGUUGAGCUGGAAUACUGGAAGCACCGUCUGACCAGAUUCAAUUACCUGAGCCAGGAGAUUCAGCGAGGAGAUGUUAAAACCAUUCUUGGAAUCCUCACAGCUACUAAAUCAAAGCUGUUGAAGACAUGGAAGGAGUUGGAUAAAUGGCUUACAGAGGUAUCUAAUGAAGCCAAAGAUAAUGUGAAAUAUCUCUACAUGCUGGAUCGAUUUUGUGACCCUCUCUAUAACAGUGACCCUAUUGGAAUGCUUAAUGAUAUUCCAGGACUCAUGAACGUUAUCAGGAUGGUACAUACAAUUUCCAUGUACUACAACACAUCAGAAAAGAUGACUUCUCUAUUUACCAAGGUCACAAAUCAGAUGAUAACUGCAUGCAAAGCAUACAUUACCAAUCACGGGUCUGUUACGAUAUGGGAUUUGACUCCAGACAUUGCCGUUAAAAAGCUGAGAGCCUGUAUUAACCUUCAUCAGGAAUAUCAGUCUUGUUAUAACAUGACCAAGCAAAAAAUGGAGGAGAAUCCAAAGGAAAAACCAUUUGAGUUUAGUGAAAUGUAUAUCUUUGGGAAGUUUGAUACAUUUGAGAAACGACUAAAAAAGAUUAUUGAGAUACUAGAGACUAUUACUAUAUACUCCAGCCUCGAAGAAUCCACAAUUGAAGGGGCUGAAGAAUUGGCAAACAAAUUUCAGGUUAUUGCAUCUGGAAUGAAAAAGCAAGAUUAUAAUAUCCUGGACUACAAAAAAACAGUUUUUGAUGUGGAUUACAUGCUUUUUACUACUCAGAUCAGUGACUUGCAUGCUGAAAUAAAACAGCUCCUGGAUACCACUCUUGACAGUAUCUCAACCACUCAGAAGGCCUUGUCAUUUUUGGUGAAGUUUGAAAAGCUUGGAAUACCAUAUCUAGGAAUUGAGAAGCAAUUUCAAAAACUUCUGCACAGCUACAGUAAAGAUGUCGAUCUUGUAUCCCUAAUUUACACAAAACAGAAGGCUGAUCCUCCAAUACCACGUGACUUUCCUCCAGUAGCUGGAAAAAUAAUUUGGGCUCGGCAGCUCUUCAGACGUAUAGAGGAGCCCAUGUUGCUGUUUGAGCAGAGGACUGGUGUCCUGCAGAGUGCCGAUGCAAAGAGGAUCAUCCGCAGCUAUAAUAAAGUAGCCAGAGUUUUGGUGGAGUAUGAAGUACUUUAUCAUAGAGCAUGGAUGCAACAGAUGGAAACGGUCCAGUUUGGUCUCCAGGCAUCAUUAUUGGUGAAGCACCCAGACACUGGCGAAAUGUUUGUGAACUUUGACCCUUAUCUCACAGUCUUGAUAAGAGAGGCAGAGUGCAUGGCUCGAAUGGGUUUAGAGAUCCCCCAGACUGCAAAAGCACUUCUACAUAAGCGGCAUUCUUUGAAAAAUAUGUACAAUAAGCUGCAGCUCUUGCUAGAAGAGAACUCCAGAUUACGUGCAAGGAUUAAGCCGAUCUAUGAGACCCUUAUUGCACCUUAUGUGCACAAGAUUGAUGAAGCCUUUCAGCCAGGACUUGUAACACUUAACUGGACAUCAUUAAACAAUGACUUGUUUGUGGAUAAGGUUAAUGCAAAAUUAGGAGAAAUUGAUUUGCUGGUUUGCAGAAUUAAUGACCUCAUUGAAUAUCGUAUAGAUCGGAUCCUGCAGGAUAUAAGUACCACAUCACUUUGUGCAUUUCCUGAGGGAACACCGUGGCCGUGUGAGGAGUUUUUAAAACGCACACAGGAUAUGUGCAUCAAAGGAGUCCAGUCACUGCAAAGUAAGAGCAUGCUGGCAGAAGUAGCAACCAAUGAACUCAUUAAGAUGCUGCUCGAUGUGGAUUCAGAUGAUGAAAAUGAUGCUAUAGAAGAAAAUAAUGAAACAAAAGCACCAUUCCAGUCCUCAAUGGGCAUUUCUCCAGAUGCUCAUUCAAUCUCAACAUUAAAGAGAUUAAAAGAUCCCAAAUUUCUGAAGCAAGAGGCAAAGGAGUUGCUCAAUCACUUCAGCCGUCGAAAUGUGGACGCACUUGUUAAGGUCAUACGCAACACCCUUGAAACACUAAGAAAACGCAUGCAUAGUUCUCACAAGAUUCACUUUGAGGCACAAUCUGAUCCUGAUUCAGAUUAUCAGAAACAAGACUUCAGUUCAGUUCUCCAAGUUGACAUUUGCCUUGCCAUACCUGAUAUUAUGCUCCGUCCUACACUGGAAGAAAUCCAGUAUAUUUUGAAUAGAGUGUGUGACAGUAUUAUCAAUGUUUCCAAAGGACUAUCCAUGUGGAGCAAGAGAAGGAUGACAACAAAAAAGUCGAAUGACCAGAAAAUAGCUGAAUUACAAAGAAAUGAUACACAGGAUGACUCCUCCAUUGAUAAAUAUGAAGGAAACCUUGCAGAUGAUACUGUGCCAGAUUUGAUUUUGGCCUACACUCAACCUAACAAUUACUACAAGAUAAUUUCUGAAAACAAGGACAUAAUUAAGCUAGUUUCUCUCAUUUCAUCAUCUGUCAAUUCAUUUAGAAAGGGUUUACAAGAAAUUCUCGAAACGUUCAACAAGUACAGUCACCUCUGGAGAGAAGACCGUGAAAACACUCUUGCAAAGUUUAUAGAAGGUUCCCCUUCAUUGUCUGCGUUUGAAUUCCAAGUCAAGUUCUAUCACAACCUGCAAAUCCAAAUUCAAGCUGAACCUCGGGUGAUGUAUCUGGGUGCUCUUGCAUUGUGUUCAGAUGAUUUGAAGUUAGCCUUGGCUGAAGAAAGUAGAGCCUGGAUGAUUGGAUAUUCUCAUCACUGCAAUGAAAAAUAUAAAACAAAUCUGGAUAAUAUAGUGGGCUUUGUAGAAGAGACUUCAAAGAAGCUAAAUUGCUCAGUGAAUGAUAUGGAUGAUAUAAGAAUUAUCACGGGUUCUUUAAAAGAUAUCCGGGAGAAACAGAUUGACAUCGAUUUACAGAUUGGACCCAUUGAGGAAUUCUAUACCUUGUUGAAUAAAUAUGAGAUCCAAGUAGUUAAAGAAGACUCUGACAGAGUGGAUACAUUGCGUUACACAUGGGAAAAGCUCCUUUUACGUGGAAUGGAAAUUCAAAAUCAUCUCAUUUCUUUGCAACCUUCAUUUCGUACGGAACUGAUCACCAAUGUUAAAACAUUUAUGGGAGAUGCAAAUAAAUUUUGUUGCGACUAUGAGAAGGGAGGCCCCAUGCAGCCUGGACUGUCUCCACAAGAAGCAAAUGACCAAUUGGUUAUCUAUCAGAAUCGUUUUGACAAUCUCUAUCGCAAAUACAUCACCUACACGAGUGGUGAGGAACUCUUUGGACUGCCAGUUACACAGUGUCCUCAGUUGUUGGAGAUAAAGAAGGAGCUGAACCUUUUACAGAAACUUUAUAGUCUCUACAAUAAUGUUAUCAACACAGUGAAUGGUUACUUCGAUAUUCUCUGGUCUGAGGUGAACAUAGAAAAGAUAAAUAGUGAGCUUUUGGAUUUUCAAAACAGAUGCCGUAAAUUACCUCGAGGUUUGAAGGAAUGGCCAGCCUAUCUUGAUUUAAAGCAGACCAUUGAUGACUUCAGUGAAAGUUGUCCCUUGUUGGAGAUGAUGUCUAACAAGGCCAUGAUGGCUCGUCAUUGGCAACGCAUUGCCCAAGUUACAGACCAUGACUUUGAUAUUGACAGUGAAACAUUUAAAUUGUCCAAUAUAAUGGAAGCCCCAUUGUUAAAGUACAAAGAGGAGAUUGAGGAUAUUUGCAUCAGCGCUGUAAAGGAGAGAGAUAUUGAGCAGAAACUGAAGCAAGUCUUAGUGGAGUGGGAUAAUCGAUACUUUACAUUUGCUAACUUCAAAACACGUGGUGAACUCCUUCUCCGUGGUGACAACAUUUCUGAGAUCAUCACUUCUGCUGAAGAUAGUUUGAUGGUUCUUGGUUCUCUGCUGAACAAUAGGUACAAUGUUCCAUUCAGAGCACACAUUCAAAAGUGGGUACACAAACUAUCAUCCACCACGGAUAUAAUUGAGAGCUGGCUGGUUGUACAAAACCUAUGGAUAUAUCUGGAAGCAGUGUUUGUGGGUGGAGACAUUGCCAAGCAACUUCCAAAGGAAGCAAAGAGGUUUUCCAAUAUAGAUAAGUCCUGGAUGAAGAUAAUGAGCCGAGCCCAUGAAAUCCCUAAUGUGGUUCAAUGCUGUACAGGAGAUGAAGCUAUGGUCCAGCUGUUACCACAUCUCUUGGAACAACUUGAAAUGUGUCAGAAAUCAUUAACUGGGUAUCUGGAAAAGAAGCGCAUGAUGUUCCCAAGGUUCUUUUUUGUAUCAGACCCUACUCUCCUGGAAAUUCUGGGACAAGCUUCCGAUUCGCAUACGAUACAAGCUCAUUUGCUUAAUAUCUUUGACAAUAUUAAAUUGGUACUAUUCCACGAGAAGAUCUACGAUCGCAUAUUGGCUGUGUGCUCCAGAGAAGGGGACACAAUUGAACUGGAUAAACCAGUUGCAACAGAAGGAAAUGUUGAAGUUUGGUUGAAUUCUCUGCUUAAGGAGUCUCAAAGUUCACUUCACAGUAUUAUUCGAAAUGCUGCCUAUGUAAUACAGGAAGAACAUUUUAAUCUUAUUGAUUUCCUGAAUACAUUCUGUGCCCAGGUUGGCCUUCUUGGAAUUCAGAUGAUUUGGACUAGAGAUGCUGAAGAUGCCCUGAAACUGUCACAGGUUGACCGUAAAAUCAUGCAGACAACGAACCAAUACUUUUUGGAAAUUCUUAAUAUACUGAUUGACAGGACAACCAAAGAUUUAAAUCUUAAUGAGCGUGUGAAGUAUGAGACUCUAAUCACAAUCCAUGUCCAUCAGAGAGAUAUCUUCGAUCAGAUGUACCGAAUGCAGAUAAAAUCUCCGACAGAUUUUGAAUGGUUGAAGCAGUGCAGGUUCUAUUUCCUUGAUGAUGCUGACAAGAUGCAGAUAUCAAUUACUGAUGUGGAUUUUCAUUACCAGAAUGAGUUUUUGGGGUGCACUGACAGAUUGGUUAUUACUCCACUCACUGACAGGUGCUACAUUACUUUAGCCCAGGCAUUGGGGAUGAAUAUGGGUGGUGCUCCCACAGGGCCUGCUGGCACAGGAAAAACCGAAACAGUUAAAGACAUGGGCAAAUGCUUGGGCAAGUAUGUGGUUGUCUUCAACUGUUCGGAUCAAAUGGACUUCCGAGGCCUUGGCCGAAUCUUCAAAGGACUGGCACAGUCAGGGUCUUGGGGAUGUUUUGAUGAAUUCAAUCGUAUUGACUUGCCUGUACUUUCAGUAGCUGCUCAGCAAAUAGCCAUUAUCCUGACUUGCAAAAAGGAACGCAAGAAAUAUUUCAUAUUUACAGACAGUGAGACAAUAGAAAUGAACCCAGAGUUUGGCAUCUUUCUUACAAUGAACCCAGGUUAUGCUGGACGUCAGGAACUUCCUGAAAACCUCAAGAUUAAUUUCCGGUCAGUGGCUAUGAUGGUACCUGAUCGACAGAUCAUCAUCCGUGUCAAACUGGCAAGCUGUGGAUUCAUAGACAACAUUGCCCUGGCUUGCAAGUUCUUUGUGCUUUACAAAUUGUGUGAGGAGCAGCUCUCCAAACAGGUUCAUUAUGACUUUGGACUUCGCAAUAUUUUAUCUGUUUUACGAACACUUGGUGCUGUCAAGCGAGCCAGCCCUGAAGAUACUGAAUCUACAAUUGUCAUGAGAGUCCUUCGAGACAUGAACCUUUCCAAACUGAUUGAUGAGGAUGAACCACUAUUUCUCAGCCUGAUAGCAGAUUUGUUUCCUGGUAUUCAAUUGGAUAAGUCUGGUUAUCCUGAGUUGGAAGCUGCUAUUGACAAACAGAUUGAGGAUGCCAGCCUAGUAAAACAUACACCGUGGAGACUGAAGGUUAUUCAGUUGUUUGAAACACAAUGUGUACGACAUGGUAUGAUGACACUGGGCCCAAGUGGUGCUGGAAAGACAACUUGUAUUCAUACCCUCAUGAAGGCUAUGACAGAGUGUGGUAAGCCUCAUAGAGAGAUGCGAAUGAAUCCCAAAGCAAUUACAGCCCCUCAAAUGUUUGGCCGUCUCGAUGUUGCAACCAACGACUGGACUGAUGGAAUAUUUUCUACGCUGUGGAGGAAGACUCUCAGGGCCAAGAAAGGUGAACACAUUUGGCUGGUACUAGAUGGUCCUGUUGAUACCAUUUGGAUAGAAAAUCUUAAUUCUGUCCUCGAUGACAACAAGACUCUCACUCUGGCAAAUGGAGAUCGUAUCCCAAUGGCACCAAACUGUAAAAUAGUUUUUGAGCCUCACAACAUCGACAAUGCAUCUCCUGCCACUGUCUCUAGGAAUGGGAUGGUGUACAUGAGUGCCUCAGUGCUUGACUGGAGGCCUAUCUUAGAGAGUUGGUUAAAGUUACGUUCGCAUCACGAGGCUGAAAUUCUCAAGAAGCUGUAUGCAGCUGUGUUCUCAGACCUUUACCAUUUUAGCAUACAGUCAUUAAAUCAAAAGGUGAAAGUGCUUGAAGCCUUUGUAAUUAUGCAAAGUAUUAACAUUCUACAAGGACUUCUACCUUCCAAGGAACAAAUUGGCGAGUUAGACCACCAGAAUGUGGAACGAUUGUUUAUCUUCGGUAUAAUGUGGAGUAUUGGUGGUAGUCUUGAGCUGGAUGACAGAAAAAAGAUGGAGUGUUGGCUGAGAAAUCUUUCUUGUAUCAAAUUGGAUAUGCCUGAAAUUUCUUUAAAUGCUGAAGAAACAAUGUUUGACUACCUUGUGGGCCCUGAUGGGAACUGGUUACACUGGAGCACACAGGUGGAGGAGUACAUUUAUCCUGUAGACACCAUUCCAGAAUAUGGAUCGAUCCUCGUGCCAAAUGUGGACAAUGUUAGGACAAAUUUUCUUAUUCAUAAUAUUGCCAAACAGGGCAAGGGUGUGCUUUUGACUGGUGAACAAGGAACUGCGAAGACAGUCAUCAUAAAAAAUUACCUUUCUAAGUAUAACACUGAGAUUCAUCUGCCAAAAAGCCUCAACUUCUCCUCAGCCACUACACCUUUAAUGUUACAGAGGACUAUAGAAAGCUAUGUGGACAAAAGAAUGGGGAAUGUAUAUGGACCUCAAGCUGGAAAGAAAAUGACUGUGUUUAUAGAUGAUAUAAACAUGCCUAUUAUCAACAAGUGGGGUGAUCAGGUAACCAAUGAGAUUUUAAGGCAGUUGAUAGAACAGAAAGGCUUCUAUAAUCUGGAGAAGCCAGGAGAGUUUACACACAUUGUGGACAUCCAGUUUAUUGCUGCAAUGAUCCACCCUGGUGGUGGACGGAAUGACAUUCCUCAAAGACUGAAGAGACAUUUCUCGAUUUUUAACUGUACGUUGUAUUCUAAUAUCUCCAUUGACAAAGUCUUUGGUGUGAUUGGAGUGGGUCAUUUCUGCAAGCAGCGAGGAUUUACUGAAGAGGUGGUAGGCUUAGCAGCUCAGCUUGUUCCCAUCACGCGGAAAUUGUGGCAAAUUGUCAAAGCUAAAAUGCUUCCAACACCAGCCAAGUUUCAUUAUGUGUUUAAUUUACGCGAUCUCUCCAGAAUUUGGCAGGGCAUGCUCAACGCCACUGCGGAAGUCAUUUGUUACAAAGAGAUGCUUCUGAAGCUUUGGAAACAUGAAUGUACACGAGUGGUGGCUGAUCGCUUUAUAAACUCUGAAGACUGUGAAUGGUUUGAUCAAACAUUGAUUCAUGUUGCCACUGAAGAACUUGGGGAUGAAAUCAAGAGUGUCAUCAACGUGGAGAGUGAAGACCUGUUUGUAGAUUUCUUGCGUGAUCCACCUGAGGCCACAGGAGAGGAGCCAGAAGAUACCGAAUACGAGAUGCCCAAAGUGUAUGAGGCCAUUGAAUCUUUAGAUAUGUUGAAAGAGAGGUUGAACCUGUUCAUGUUCCUUUACAACGAGACUGUACGUGGGGGACACUUAGAUUUAGUCUUCUUUGAAGAUGCUAUGAUUCACCUUGCCAAGAUAUCACGUAUCAUCAGAACUCCUCGAGGUAAUGCUUUACUUGUUGGUGUAGGUGGGUCAGGCAAACAGAGCUUGACAAGACUCACUUCAUUUAUUGCUGGCUACCAGACAUUCCAAGUCACUCUCUCAAGGUCAUACAGUGCAUCAAACCUGCUGGAGGAGCUGAAGUUUCUGUACAGGACAGCUGGACAGGAGGGAAAUGGAGUGACAUUUAUUUUUACAGACAAUGAUAUCAAGGACGAGGCUUUUCUGGAAUACCUAAACAAUGUUCUCUCUUCUGGAGAGGUUUCAAAUCUGUUUACUCGUGAUGAGAUGGAUGAAGUUAAUAAUGAUCUCACUCCUAUAAUGAAGCAGGAGUUUCCAAGGAGGCCUCCAACCAAUGAGAACCUGUAUGAAUACUUUAUGAGCCGGGUCCGGCAGAACUUGCACCUUGUGCUUUGUUUCUCACCAGUUGGAGAAAAGUUCCGUAAUCGAGCUUUGAAAUUCCCAGCGCUGAUUUCUGGGUGUACCAUGGAUUGGUUCAGCCGAUGGCCAAAGGAUGCCCUAAUUGCAGUGUCCGACCAUUUCUUGUCCUCAUUUGAGAUUGAAUGCACGCGAGAGGCAAAACAGCAAGUGGUGGAGUGCAUGGGGACUUUCCAAGAUGGUGUCGCCGAGAAAUGUGUGUUGUACUUUGAAAGAUUCCGGCGGUCAACCCAUGUUACACCUAAAUCCUACCUGUCCUUCAUUCAGGGUUACAAAGCUGUAUACAAGGAGAAACAGUCAGAGCUGCAAACUCUGGCAGAAAGAAUGAAGACAGGUUUACAGAAGUUGAAGGAAGCCUCAGAAUCGGUUGUGGCCCUCAGCAAAGAACUGGAAACAAAAGAGAAAGAACUUAAAAUAGCCAAUGACAAGGCUGAUAUGGUACUGAAAGAGGUGACUCUGAAGGCACAUGCUUCAGAGCAAGUGAAGAUGGAGGUACAAAAUGUCAAAGACCGAGCCCAGGCGAUUGUGGACAGCAUAUCGGCAGAUAAGGCAGUGGCUGAGCAAACACUUGAAGCUGCCAGACCAGCACUAGAAGAAGCUGAAGCAGCUCUGCAGACAAUUAAACCAGCAGACAUAACCUUAGUACGAACACUCGGUCGGCCUCCUCAUCUGAUUAUGAGAAUAAUGGACUGUGUACUGCUGCUUUUGCAAAGGAAGUUGAACCCAGUGAAACCUGAUGUAGAAAGGAACUGUGUUACUCCAUCAUGGCAGGAAUCACUGAAACUUAUGGCAGGAAACCUUCUACAAGCUUUACAGCAAUUUCCCAAGGACAGCAUCAAUGAGGAAACUGUAGAACUGCUAUGUCCCUAUUUUGAAAUGGCAGAUUACAACAUUGAUGUUGCCAGACGGGUCUGUGGUAAUGUGGCAGGUCUUUGUUCCUGGACACAAGCAAUGGCAUACUUUCAUGGAAUAAAUAAAGAAGUGUUGCCACUUAAGGCAAACCUUACUGUACAGGAAAGCCGCUUGGCCACUGCUAUGGAAGAUCUGAAGAAGGCCCAGUGUGAACUUGAUGCCAAACAAGUUGAGCUUGAUAUUGUGCAGAUGGAAUAUGUACAAGCAAUGAGAGAGAAGCAGAUGUUACUAGAGGAUGCUGAGCGUUGCCGGCAGAAGAUGCAAAUGGCUUCAAGUCUAAUUGAUGGUUUGUCAGAGGAGAAAGAACGUUGGACCAAACAAAGCAAGGAAUUUGCUGCUGAGGAGAAAAGACUUGUGGGGAAUGUUUUGCUGGCAACAGCGUUUCUGUCUUAUGCAGGACCAUUCAACCAGGAAUUUAGAAAUCUGUUGUUAAACAGUUGGCAGCAAGAAAUAAUAUUACAUAACAUUCCAUUCACCAUAAAUCUAAAUGUCUCAGAAAUGCUUAUUGAUGGACCCACAGUUGGAGAGUGGAACUUGCAAGGCCUUCCUAAUGAUGACCUCUCAAUACAAAAUGGAAUCAUUGUUGCAAAGGCAGCCCGGUUCCCACUCUUGAUCGAUCCUCAGUCUCAGGGGAAGACCUGGAUAAAGAAUAAAGAAGCAAAGAAUGAACUUCAGGUAACAUCCUUAAAUCAUAAGUACUUUAGAAAUCACUUGGAAGACUGCCUUUCACUGGGAAGACCAUUAUUAAUUGAGGAUGUAGGGGAAGAACUUGACCCAGCAUUGGACAAUGUACUGGAAAAAAACUUCAUCAAAACUGGGUCUACACAUAAGGUAAAGAUAGGAGAUAAGGAGAUGGAUGUCCUGAGUGGUUUCAGAUUGUACAUUACUACAAAACUGGCCAAUCCCGCUUAUACUCCGGAGAUAAGUGCUCGAACUUCAAUUAUUGACUUCACCGUCACCAUUGAAGGUCUCGAGGAUCAACUAUUGGGAAGAGCCAUUCUCACUGAGAAACAGGAACUGGAGAGAGAGCGAACAACUCUGAUGGAGGAUGUAACUGCAAAUAAAAGGAAGAUGAAGGAGCUAGAAGAUAACCUACUUUACCGGUUAACAACUACCCAAGGUUCCCUGGUGGAUGAUGAGAGUCUGAUCAUAGUGCUUCAAAACACCAAGCUGACAGCUGAAGAAGUAACGAAAAAGUUAAAGACAGCAGCUGAGACAGAACUGCAAAUAAAUGCUGCUAGGGAGGAGUACCGACCAGUUGCUACAAGAGGCAGUAUUCUUUAUUUCUUAAUUGUCGAGAUGAGUAUGGUGAACGUGAUGUAUCAGACUUCCCUGAAGCAAUUCCUUGGGAUUUUUGACCUGUCACUAGUCAGGUCUGCUAAAAGUCCAUUCACUAGCAAGCGAAUAGUCUGCAUUAUUGAUUAUAUGACCUAUGAAAUUUACACCUACACUGCUCGGGGAUUCUAUGAGCAACACAAGUUCCUUUUCACACUCUUGCUUACUUUAAAAAUUGAUAUGCAAUGCCACAAGGUUAAGCAUGAUGAAUUUCUCACACUCAUUAAAGGUGGUGCCUCUCUUGACCUCAAAACAUGUCCUCAAAAACCUGCCAAAUGGAUUCUUGAUAUGACUUGGCUGAAUCUGGUUGAACUUAGUAAGCUUAAUCAGUUCUUCAACAUCCUGGUCCAGGUUGCUCGAAAUGAGAAACAGUGGAAAACCUGGUAUGAUAAAGAUGCUCCAGAAGAGGAGGAGCUUAUGCCUGAUGGUUACCAUCAAUCUCUGGACUGUUUUGGCAAGCUCUUAUUGGUCCGAUCCUGGUGUCCAGAUAGAACAAUUGCACAGGCUCGCAAAUACAUCAUUGAUUCCAUGGGUGAGAAGUAUGCAGAAGGUGUUAUUCUGGACCUUGAGAAAAGCUGGGAGGAAUCUGACACCAGGACACCUCUCAUCUGUUUCCUCUCCAUGGGCUCUGAUCCUACAGACCGCAUCAUUGCUCUUGGAAAGAGAUUGAAAAUUGAGACCCGCUAUGUUUCAAUGGGCCAGGGCCAAGAGACGCAUGCACGCAGAUUGUUGCAGCAGACUAUGUCAAGUGGAGGUUGGGCACUCCUUCAGAACUGCCACUUAGGACUGGAUUUCAUGGAUGAAUUGAUGGACACAGUUACAGAAACUGAGAGUAUUGACAAAUCAUUCCGACUAUGGAUAACCACCGAGGUCCACAGGCUCUUCCCUAUUACGCUGCUGCAAAUGGGGAUAAAGUUUACCAAUGAACCACCACAAGGAUUAAAAGCUGGUCUGAAGCGAACAUUUACAGGUAUCAGCCAAGACCAACUAGACAUUAAUAACACACCACAUUGGAAACCCAUGCUAUAUGCAAUAGCUUUCCUUCAUUCCACCGUGCAGGAAAGACGUAAGUUUGGACCUCUUGGCUGGAAUAUUCCUUAUGAGUUUAAUCAAGCUGAUUUAAAUGCUACAAUUCAGUUUGUGCAAAACCACCUCGAUGAUACAGACAGCAAAAAGGGCCUAUCUUGGAAUACAGUUUACUACAUGAUUGGAGAAAUCCAAUAUGGAGGUCGUGUCACAGAUGAUUACGAUAAGCGACUGUUGAAAGCUUUUGCUAAAGUGUGGUUUGGUGAGCAUAUGUUUGGACCAAGCUUCUGCUUUUAUAAAGAUUACACCAUCCCUAACUGUACUACAGUGGAACAAUACUUGCAACAUAUACAGAGUCUGCCAGCAUACGAUACACCAGAGGUCUUUGGCCUCCACCCUAAUGCUGACAUCACCUAUCAAAGGAAACUAGCCCAGGAUGUGCUUGAUACAAUUCUCAGCAUCCAGCCAAAAGAUAGCUCAACUGGGGUCGGAGAAACACGGGAGUCUGUAGUUGUCCAUUUAGCUGAUGACAUGUUGAUGAAAUUACCUCCAGAUUACAUAACUUAUAAAGUUAAAGAAAGGUUGGCACAAAUGGGUAUUUUUCAGCCAAUGAACAUCUUCCUCCAUCAGGAAAUCGAUCGUAUGCAACAAGUGAUUUCAUUGGUGCGCAACACACUAAUAGAUCUGAAACUUGCCAUAGACGGUUCAAUUAUAAUGAGUGAAAACUUGCGCGAUGCACUGGACUGCAUGUAUGUUGCACGUAUACCCACCAGGUGGCUAAAGGCAUCUUGGGCUUCAAGUACUUUGGGAUUCUGGUUCACUGAGUUACUAGAAAGGAACCAUCAAUUCCACUCUUGGAUUUUUGAAGGGAGGCCAAACUGUUUCUGGAUGGCAGGUUUCUUCAAUCCUCAAGGAUUCCUUACAGCUAUGAGACAGGAAGUUACUCGGCUUCAUAAGGGCUGGGCUCUGGACAGUGUGAUGCUUCACAGUGAUGUCACUAGAUCAUCAAAGGAAGAUGUUAUGCAGCCUCCUUCUGAGGGGGUCUUUGUCUAUGGUUUGUAUUUAGAAGGUGCUGGAUGGGAUCGACGUAACAACAGACUGACAGAAUCAAAGCCAAAAGUUCUGUUUGAAAUUCUGCCUGUUAUUCAUAUGUCUGCUAUCAACCACCACAGUUCUAAAGAUACUUUGGUGUAUUCCUGUCCAAUUUAUAAAAAGCCUGUGAGAACUGAUCUGAACUAUAUUGCUGCUGUUGACUUAAGAACAAACCGACCUCCUGAUCACUGGGUACUAAGAGGUGUUGCAUUACUCUGUGAUGUGAAAUAAGUUGCACAGGUCAAUUUGAUGUAUUAAACUUAUGUAAUGUAAUCGUGGCAAUGGAACAAUUGCAGCAAAUUGAGCAAGAACACUGUUACCUGAAAUUAUUGCUGACGUAUGGCAACUGUAGUGAAAU
This is a messenger RNA of Chiloscyllium plagiosum (whitespotted bambooshark), 13903 nucleotides long. NCBI's taxonomy places the organism in Eukaryota, Metazoa, Chordata, Chondrichthyes, Orectolobiformes, Hemiscylliidae. The record is from RefSeq and is a predicted model, not a curated record.